Molecule: messenger RNA, 678 nt
Organism: Erigeron canadensis
Lineage: Eukaryota; Viridiplantae; Streptophyta; Magnoliopsida; Asterales; Asteraceae
Product: protein PELPK1-like
Exons: 1
Coding region: 1-678 (225 amino acids)
Source: RefSeq, a predicted model, not a curated record
AUGGCUCGUUUCCAUCUCAAUAACAUUCUCUUGAUACUAGUUUCCGUAACUUUAGCAUCAUUUAGUGGCGAGAAUGUCAUUGCUGAGGCACGUAAGCUUUUAGAGACACCGGAGCUUCCAAAGACUACUAUUCCAGAGCUUCCCAUACCCACACUACCCGAGCUUCCGAAGCCCACUCUUCCUGAGAUUCCAAAGCCCGUGGUUCCGGAGUUUCCAAAGCCUACACUUCCAGAGCUUCCAAAGCCCAUCCUUCCAGAGCUUCCUAAGCCCAUUGUUCCUGAGAUUCCAAAACCCACGGUUCCGGAGGUGCCAAAGCCCGAGGUUCCUGAGAUCCCAAAGCCCACCAUUCCCGAGAUUCAAAAGCCCACAAUUCCUGAAAUUCCAAAGCCCGUAGUUCCUGAGAUUCCUAAGCCUACAUUUCCUGAGAUCCCAAAGCCCACCAUUCCCGAAAUUCAAAAGCCCACAAUUCCUGAGAUUCCAAAGCCCACACUUCCUGAACUUCCGAAGCCCACACUUCCUGAGAUUCCAAAGUCCGUAGUUCCAGAGAUACCAAAAGCUACUGUUCCAGAGAUUCCUAAGCCUACGUUCCCAGAGUUUCCAAAGCCUACAAUUCCAGAGCUACCAAAGCCCAUCAUUCCCGAGUUACCAAAAGAAUUCCCCUCUGUGCCGCACCCUUGA